This is a messenger RNA of Histoplasma capsulatum G186AR, 576 nucleotides long. RefSeq lists its product as uncharacterized. Lineage: Eukaryota; Fungi; Ascomycota; Eurotiomycetes; Onygenales; Ajellomycetaceae. Bases 1 to 576 code for a protein of 191 amino acids. The transcript has a single exon. The record is from RefSeq and is a predicted model, not a curated record.
AUGCCUUCAGCAAACGCCAUCAACAAACCCACUGCCAACUCGGGCGGAAAAUGUGAGGAGCUGAAAUAUCUUCCCCCUGGCACUUGCGAAUACAAAUACAGUGGAAAUAUAAAAGAUAUGGAAAAAACCAUUCAACUUGAACGGGGUGCUUUCCUGGCGCUGAUGGAUGGCCAAAGCACUCCCGUUCGCAAUCCUUUCAUGGGAUUCUCAUGUGUCUCCCAAGCUGCAGUCGAGCAACACGUCGAGAAUAAUAGAAAUAUUGAGAAACUAGUAUUUAGCUACGACAAAAUAAACCACAUCCUCGUUUUACGAAUGCCUUCUAGAGCCCAUGAAUUGGCUGCCUCAGUCUUUGGUGACCUUGUUGGGAAAAAAUUGGCUAAAAUGGGCCUCAGCUUCCUCGAUCUGCACAAUCUUCUCUCCAGUUGGGUUACAACAACUCGGCGGAAGAAGGCUCCAGAUAUGUCCUGGCAGCCAACUGAAUUACCGAAAGGAAGAUCUCAUCUAUGGCCUACCUUUGUGUUGGAAGUGGGAUAUACAGAGACUGAAGCACAGCUUGAACGUGAUGCGAGAUGGUGA